CGAAGAACCGUAGAGAUACGUCUUUUUUUUUUAAACUGCAAUCGAGAAAAUUGAUUUUUGGAAUGUAUUUUUAAAUGCGUUCCUCUUUAUGCCCAGGUUUCUGGUUGCAACAUCGUACAUGGCUAGUUCAAUAUUAACAGUGAUUUGCUGGCGGGGGAAGAAUUAAAGAUGCGCCGAGAACGAAGGCAAGUCUGCUAAUCGACCCUCAGCUACCCGGGCGGUGUGUAGUAACUGAGAGCUAGAGCUCUCGCCUCUUCGCCCGCCUCCUUUGUGGGCGGGGAUCAGCUGCGAUGGGGUUAGGUUGCGUCUCCCUGCGUGUGUCUAUAACUUUGUGUUGCCGCUCCUGGAUGUUAGGAGAAGGAAUGUGGAAGUCGGUGGAGGGGAGGGCGACAGGUUGCUUGAGGGAACGGCAGCAGCUCCAGCGUUUCUCUCCCGCCGCUGCUUCGCCGCUUGCUUUCUCCCUGGGGAGGGAGCCUUCUCCCAUCGGUGGGAUUUUUCUCAUUUUAAUGCUUCUUCUGCUACUUAAAGUGGAACGACUCGGGAACGGCUCCAAAAUCAAGAAUCCUGCAGUAGCGGGAGCAGCGGCAGAAUCGGCGCCUCGUUUUCCUCCCGUGCAUUUGGAGCUGGAUUUUCUGCCGCCCCAGCGGGUUCGGGUUUAAGCUUCGCCUCGGAGACUGGCGCUUCUCGCUUGCUCUUUCGUUCGCCUGCUUGACCACUCGCCCUGCCUUUUUGCCGACGCUUUUUUAAAUGACUUGAGUGGAGGGGGAGGGGGGGGGAAACUGUCAAGAUGGCAGCAGCGGCGGCAGCAGCAGCGAGGAGGUUAUGAAUGUGGUGGUGCCGAUGCUGGAACAAAACCUCGGGAGGCUGCGGAGGACUUGGGUUUUCGGACCUGUUGGAAGAUCGGCGAUUUGACUUGUUUGAAUUCUCCGCGUCACUUUCUUUUACGCCGAGGAAGAGGAUUUAAAAGAAGGCGAAGGGAACCGACAGGCGUUUUAAGUUUCCUCUCUUAGUUAAAAAGACUGGCUCUCUUACCGCCCUACGCCGCUUUCGGAUUUCUUUUUUUCCUUUUUUCGGAGGAAGAAGAAGAGGGAUCGCAAAUGGGGCAGCCGCGAUCGGAUGGGUGUUAAGGCUUCGGUGCUCUCCGUGAAGGCGUUGGGAAGUCGGUGACGGAAGGACUUGCAAAGACCGAAGGCGUCCGCCAAACCAGCAACCGAGAGACUGGCGAACAUCUCUUUUUUUAAAUUAAAAAAAAAAAAUGAUGCGGGGGGUCGCGGGAAUGGGGUCUCUUUAAUAGCUACAGAGCGAUGCUAUUGGAGGACUCCAGCGCGUAGCGAAAGAUAAACAAACGCGCGGGCGCAGAGCCGCGGUUUGCUUCCAGCCCCGCCGUCUUUGGAAAUGCUUCCCAAAUUGGUCAGCCUCAAAGGGCAGCGAAAAGAGAGCUGACCUGGAACCGGGGGGCUCCCGGAUCGCUUCCCGAUCGCCUUAGAACUUUUCCUUUCUCCGGCGGGGGAGGCGAGAGGUAGCGGGCAGGAAGGAGGCAGCCGGACCUUUAAUGGGGAGCGGCGUGCUUGCUCGAGCUCGCUAAUCUCUGCCAGGAGCUGGGCGAGGAGAGGGGACCGGAGCGCGGUGGAUCGGGUUCCCGUCUGACAGCGGGAAGGACAGAAGGGUCGCCUCAAAAGCGGGGGGAGGCCAAGAUGGCUGAGGUGUCUCCCCCCGCGCCCUUGUCCCCUCUGGACGUGGAGCUGGACCCGGAGUUCGAGCCCCAGAGCCGUCCUCGCUCCUGUACGUGGCCCCUGCAAAGGCCCGAGCUCCAAACGAGUCCGGCCAAGCCCUCGGGAGACGCGACCGCCGACGACGCCUCCAUGAUUCCCGAGGAGGACGACGACGCUGACGACGAGGAGCAAGGGUGCACCUCAACCGCCACCGUCCCCGUCGGCGCCGGCGAGGCUCUUGCUUCGGAGGACACGGUCCGCCUGCUGGUUCCCUUCUCCGGAUUGCCCGGUGAGGGGUCUGGCGCGGGCAGCUCUGCGUUGACCGGCGGGCAGCAGCCUCAGCCAGUGGCGGCGGGCACGGCGGCCGCUCCGCGAAAAUGUUCGUCCCGGAGAAACGCGUGGGGCAACUUAUCGUACGCGGACCUGAUCACCCGCGCCAUUCAGAGCUCGCCGGAGAAGCGCCUCACCCUGUCCCAAAUCUACGAGUGGAUGGUGCGCUGCGUGCCCUACUUCAAGGAUAAGGGCGACAGCAACAGCUCGGCAGGCUGGAAGAACUCAAUCAGACACAACUUGUCCCUUCACAGUCGAUUCAUCAGGGUACAGAAUGAAGGAACUGGGAAAAGCUCGUGGUGGAUGAUCAACCCCGAUGGUGGGAAAGGAGGGAAAGCACCCCGCAGACGUGCUGUAUCAAUGGACAACAGCAACAAAUACACAAAGAGCCGAGGACGAGCAGCUAAGAAAAAAGCAGCCCUUCAAGUUGCACAGGAGACAAGUGAUGACAGCCCCACCCAGCUGUCCAAGUGGCCUGGUAGCCCAACCUCCCGUAGCAGUGACGAACUGGAUGCAUGGACAGAUUUCCGGUCUCGUACCAACUCGAAUGCCAGUACAAUAAGUGGCCGCUUGUCCCCAAUAUUGGCAAGUACUGAGCAAGAUGAGGUGCAGGACGACGAUGCUCCACUUUCUCCCAUGUUGUACAGUAGCUCACCCAGCAUGUCCCCGUCAGUGAGCAAGCCCUGUAAUGUUGAGCUGCCUAGGUUGACUGACAUGGCAGGCACGAUGAACUUGAAUGAUGGCUUGACAGAUAACCUUAUGGAUGAUCUCCUGGACAAUAUAACCCUUCCUUCUUCCCAGCAGUCACCCACAGGAGGACUCAUGCAGAGAAGCUCAAGCUUUCCAUAUGGCUCCAAAGGUUCAGGGCUUGGUUCUCCAUCCAGUAGUUUCAACAAUGCUGUGUUUGGACCAUCAUCGCUGAAUUCUCUCCGUCAGUCUCCCAUGCAAACCAUCCAAGAGAACAAGCAAGCUACAUUUUCUUCCAUUUCGCACUACAAUAACCAAACUCUGCAGGAUCUGCUGGCGUCAGAUUCACAUAGCCACAGUGAUGUCAUGAUGACUCAGUCUGAUCCGCUCAUGUCACAAGCUAGCACUGCUGUGUCUGUCCAAAACGCACGCAGGAAUAUUAUGCUUCGGAACGAUCCAAUGAUGUCAUUUGCUGCUCAACCAAGUCAGAGCAGUUUGACCAAUCAGAAUCUGCUCCACCACCAGCAUCAAUCCCAGAAUUCCUCUCUCAGUGGCAGCCGUGCCUUGUCAAAUUCUGCCGGUACUAUGGGCUUAAGUGACACCAACAUUGGAUCAGCAAAACACCAGCAACAGCCACCUGCCAACCAGUCUAUGCAAUCACUUUCUGACUGCCUAUCGGGUUCUUCUUUGUAUUCCAACAGUGUGAGCCUUCCAGUCAUGGGGCACGAUAAAUUCCCCAGUGAUUUGGAUCUGGAUAUUUUCAACGGGAGCUUGGAAUGCGACAUGGAGUCCAUUAUCCGCAGUGAACUCAUGGAUGCAGAUGGAUUGGAUUUUAAUUUUGAUUCCCUCAUCUCAGCCCAGAACGUUGUUACACUGAAUGUGGGAAACUUCACUGGUGCUAAGCAAGCUUCAUCACAGAGUUGGGUUCCAGGCUGAAGGAUUUAUGCAAAGAGGGGAAAAUAGGCACAGCAGGCCCUUCAUCCAACAUGAAUCUUAAAGAAAAAAAAAUCCUUGCCAAAAUCAACUGUCAUCAAAGACAGGGAUGUCGUUUACAGCAUUUGUGAACCCUGCAUUCUUUUCCUAAUGAAACAGAGACUGUUAGUGAGCACCAGAACUUGAGGAAAGAACUGACUUAUCUGGAACUGAACUCAUUUUGAAGUAUGCAAAUUUUUCUUACUGUAGGGUGAUCCACCACCAACUUGAGGAUAUGUUGGUUCAGCCACCAUUCUGUUUCAAAACACUGUAGCCUUUACAGUAGUGUGCUUGUCAAUCAGUACAUGGCGUUCCAAAAUGGUGAUGGGUUGCAGGAUGCUUUUAGGUUGGCUUUUGUUCUUCAGGGUUUCCCCCAGCCCACCCUUCUUAAGGUGUGAGGGAUGCUUUUUUCUUUUUCUCCUCCUCCUUUACUUACCCCUUCUAAUGUGCCAAUUCCUUAUGAAAAUUAAAUGCACAACAUGGGCUUGAAAUAUCAACAGCACUUGAAUACCAAUACAGUUUCCAGAGGAGGAGCUGCAUUAAACUGUUGCAGCAACACAAGUGACGAGUAUGGUGGCACUUUAAAGAUUUAGCAAAUUGGGUAUGACUUGGAUCGGAUUCUAAGACAAGAUGGUAAGGGACAGCAAGGAAUGGAAAACAGUAAGGGGAGAGAGAAAUGCAAUGCAAGAAGUAUCAAUGCCCUCUGCAUUUUGUUUCUAUCUUCAGGAUAGCAUUCCAGGUAUGCAACGACAGAGGGUGUCAUGAAGCGUUGCUCUUUAAGAUGCCACUGAACACUUUGUUGACUCCUGCAAUCUUUAGAGUACAACCAACCAGUUGAAUUCAAGAGUUAGUUUGUAAGAUAACGUAACGACUGUAUUUGCUUUGGUGUUUUUAUGUGGGGACUGGUUAGCUAAUUCAUUAGUUCUCAACCAGUCCCUACAACUCUCCAACCAAAUAUUUUCCUAAUCUUCUAUGUGUUUCUUUUUAUUUUUGGUACCAAGAAAGGGUGGAUUUUACCUCACAAAAUUAGCCACCACUAAUGUUGCAUCCUAACUAGGGUUCAUUCGGUGUGAGAGAAAAAGGGCAUUUCAUUGUGGGGAAUCAGUAACUCCUAUCUAAAUCUAGCCUAGGGUUAUGCGAGCAGUUUUGCCCAAAUGCUGCAGUAAAUGUUUGCUUUUUCGUUUGUUCCCAUAGCUUAGCAAUUGGCCAGUCUGAGGUGCAUUGUUUACCACUUGCCAAAUAUAACCACAUAGAAGGCAACGGCUUGCUUUCAAAUUAUUACUCUUAUUAAUAAUAACAACACAAAACCUAAAAGAAAAAAAUGAAUAUAUUGCAUGAGAACGGAGUUUUAUGUAUCUGUAAUAUCCAAGGCUUGGAUGAUUUAUUUCAUUCAUAAUCAUUUAUUCAUCUUUCUCUUCCUUAUUCUUUCCCUCUUGUGAUACAUGGUGGAAACUGGAAAAAGGUGGUUAGGAAGGAGACACAGAGAGGGAAAAUCCAUACAGAGAGCUUUUCAUAGGAGCGUAGAUUGUAACUGGAUAAAUUCCAUUGAAAAACAAAGUAGUUUUUAUAUAUUUUGCUUAUAGGGAUUUCUUUUUGUAAAUUUAUAUAGUAAUAACGACUGAAAGUUAUGGUGCUGUGCAAGUCCUGUUUAAUUACUUUUUAUUGGUAUUUUUCAUGUGAAGGUAGGGCAAAGAAGGGAAGAAAGAAAUAGGGGAAAACCUGAUGGUACGUUUUAAUUUUUUUUUUUUAAUGGUGUGAAGACACUUUGGCUUAGGACAACAUAUACAUAUUUCUCCAAAGUGAUAUAUGAAGAACUUUUUUUGGCAUAAAAGCAGAAUGCAUAUAAAUAUAUAAAUAUAUUUUAUUAUGUACAGAAACAGAUCAUUAUGCAUGAUUGUUAAGAGAACAGACUAGCAUUUUAACCCAAAGUUUCAGUGCAUGAGUUUCCACCAGCACAUGAAUCAUCUACCAACGUGGUAUGAUUCCUCUCAGCUGCCACCUUUCACUGCGCGUGCACAUGCAGGCAUUCAAGCACAUUCACACAUAUACAUCGGUGGGCCCCAUAUUGCUCUUCUUUUCCAACUUCUGAGGUAAUAUUGGUGAAAUAACAACUCCUUGUGUGAUGAAAGUUUUGUUUUGUACUGUAGCUGCCUCCUCCUUGUGCUGCGCUAUUCUCUAGAUGAACACAUGAAGUCAUAACAGUUCAUAACUUUAAAACGAUGACAAUUCUGUGCUGUUGUGGUUCUAAAUAGCUCAUAGAAUAUACACUUUCAAACUAGUUAAAUGAUUUUUAUCAUUUUCCAAAUAAAUACAGACUAUUUUUUUAAUAAUUAAGGUGGUAUAUUUGUCUAUGGCAGGGCAUAGUUUAUCAUAUCUCUUUAAUUAUAUAGAACCAAUGUGUGUGCUUGUUCUUCACAUUGGAAAGGGCUUCCUUGAAAGGAAUACCUUAUAAAAAUGUCAUCUGUUCCAGGGGCUUGAGAAAAGUAGUGACUUAUCUUGAGAGACUCAGUUACAGGUACCUAUUACCAAAGCUAGUUAAGAAUGUGCUCACAUGCCUUUACUACAGAUGAGUAUCUGGCACAUCAUUAUAUGUGAAUUAAGCCAAUGAUGAUAUUUUGGGGUGUUUGUUGUUUGUUCUUUGAAAUGAAAAUGUAUUUGGUGAUGGACAAUUUAUUUCCAAGUUUCUGUCUGUCUUCUUAACAGAAACUCUGUGCAUAAAAAAAAAUCCAUUAUUGUACAAAAUUUAUGGUUUCCUCUACUUUGACUGGGUUUCCUUUCAAUACUUGAAAAUGCAAUAUAUCAGGAAGCUGAUGCAGAACAAGGAAUAGAUUCUUCAUUUCUCAGCUCUAAUUUUAAUCAGGUGACCAGGAUGCAAUGACAGCCUAUGUGCAGUGACAUCAUCACAUAAAUGCGAUAAUUAUGUACUUGCAUUUCAACAUCUGACACAAGUACAUAAGAUGCAACCUUUCUGUGAUAUUGUCACAGUUAUUUUUGUCAUCCCCACCCCCACCCCUGCUGAUUAAUUGACAUAAAACAAAGAACCAUAUUUGUAACUUGGCCAAAUUCAUACAGGUUUUAAAUCCCAUUGAUUUCAAUCAAAUUCAGUACCCACCAUAAAUAUCAGUAAGGCUUUGAGACUGUCCUGAGAUUAAAUAUUAAACCCAAUAUGACAUUACGGUAAGCAUGCAUUAAUCAGAUUGCAUGUUUGUAACAGUAAGCAAUUAAGAGUAACAUUUAAGCUGCUGUUGUAUUCGCGGAUGGUCGCAUACAGAUUUCAAUAGGAAAACCUCCAUCUGCUCAGUUAGCAUCUAUACUUGUUUAAAUAUUUUUAUUUCACUAAUAAAAAGCAAAUUGGGAAGGGGAAAGAAACAGAGCAAAGUGAUAGGGCACGGACAUUUAUAUAACGUGUUUCAGGUUCUGCCUUCUUGGGAAUAUGCUGCCCAUCAAUGGAAAAUAAUAUUGACCUAUAUAAAUCCUUGGCUUGAUGCAAUGUAAAAGGCAACUGUGACCUGAAUUUUUAUAGUUCCUUGAGAGGAUUGUUAGGGACAGUCAUGGCAUUCCAGGCACAUAUUAAAAUGAUGAUGAUGGUAACAAAGCAUCCUCCUGGGGGGGGGGGGAAGGCAAAUCACAAACCUCUUCAGCCAUGAUAGUGGUAUGACAGGCAAUUUGAUAACAUUGGCUUUAACAAGAUAAAUUCAAAUCCUAGGAUCGUAAUGGAUAAAAACUGCAAUAAAACUGCACUUCUCUGAAAAAAAAAUAGUAAUUUGAAAUUCCGAUACUAUUAGAGUCAAUGGGGGCGAAUGUAAGCCUCAUUCUUUCAGGUUCACCCACAAGUGUCUCAGAGGCUACAGAAAUGUUUCCCACACCAUCGCCCUCCUUGUGAAUUAGAUUGCACUUCACAGCAUUGGAACUAACAGGCUCUUGACUAGGCUGAUUAGCAAGUAAUUUUUUUUCUAGAGUUGAAGACCAAGCUAGGGAACAUAGUAUGCUGCACUAUUUUCUCAGUCACAGGAACCUUUAAUGUAAAGCAAUUGCACGGAAAUCCAUCAAUUUGCUCUGUGUGACUUCUUUUCCUAUUGUUUGUCCUUCUGCCUCUCACAAUAUAAAUAACUCCAUAUUUGAUGUACUGUCCCCAACUGGGAACCCAAUCUCAAAAUUCUGCUCUCAAGGAUACUUGCUAGCCAAUGGACUGCUGCUUAUAGCCUUAAGCUUUCUGUAUUAUUUUUUGCCUGGAGGAUGGCCACAAAAUAUAUAGUGAGUGGCCCAAUUUUCUUCUCUAGUUAUAAAGUAGGCUGUUUCUAUUAGCCUAAAGGAGUGAGGUGCUAGACAAAAGCAAGCAGCCAAUAAAUCCUCAAAUACUGGUCUAGUUCAGGUAUAAUACUAAACCAAGGAUUCAAGGCUUUGUAUGGCUCACAGAUCAAAUGGCAAUAUGUCACAUAUUAUGAGGCUUUUAUUAGAGGAAUAAAAUCAUCAGACAGUCCCUCAGACCAAAAAGGUUUAAUGCCCGUGUGCAUUAGCAUUAUGGGAAUGGGCUGUCAUGAAAUCCCUUCUUCUUGACUACCAGUGCAGGAGACAGACACUUUCACAUUCAAUGUUGACUACAUAAUGGCUUACCGUCACAUUUUUAAAUCCAAGAGGUCUGCAUAAUUUGGUCCAUGUUUGUUUGUAUAAGCAUAAUGCGAAUAAAUCAGUUUUUCAGUUGGGAUCAAGUGGUACAUCCCCAUUUAUUCAUUUACAAAUUUACAUUGAUGUCACUUUUUCACACCAAAUUGAAAAUUGCUAAUGAAUGAAAAUAUUGUGAACAAUCAGGUGAAAGCUGCUUAACUCCUCAUUUUAUGCAGGAAAAAGGAGCAAGGAAGGGAGGUGUCCAGGCUCAAGGAGCAACCAAUGUUCCCCUACCACAGUGUUUCCCAAACUUGACAAUUUUAAGGCAUGUGGACUUCAACUCCCAGAAUUCCACAGCCAGCAUUCUGGGAGUUGAAGUCCACAUGCCUUAAAAUUGUCAAGUUUGGGAAACACUGCCCUACCAGAUACCUUCCAGGUGUAUUGGGAAUGACAGCUUCCAGAAUUCCCCAGCCAACCAAAAAAUAUGUUGGUUGGGAAUUCUGAUUUGCGCACUACGAAACAGAAUUCCCAACCAAUGUGUUUUAAACUUAAAACUUUUAAAUUCGGCCAACAAGCCAAAUGAUUGCAUGUUUCUUUCACUGAAAGCUAAUACAGUUGCUGGGACACUCUUCAAAACAAGGCUCCAUCUUUUAAAAGGCAAAUGUCAACUCCUAACCUUGUAGUACAGUAGUCCAAAAGCUCUACAUAAACAGUUUGAGUUUGCAAAUCAUAUAUCAUCCCAACUGUCCAUCAAUUAACAUCUAGGCGUUCACUUCGGAACAUAGUUCUGAGUAUUCCAGUGCUAUAAAGCAAAGAUCCCCAACAUUUGGGGCACCAGGGACCGGUUCCAUGGAGAGAGGUUUUUCUGUGGACCGGAGGGAGUGUGGUUUUGUGUGCUGCCUGCAUCCCAUGGAUAGGACUUUGCUUGUUUGUGCAGACCAGUUGCUGGCAUGCCGCAUCCUGGUACUGGUCCACGGACUGGGGGUUGGGGACCCCUGCUAUAAAGCACUUAAACAUGAGAUCACAUUCUUGAGGAGUUUCCUUUUUAUGUGCGUGAAUUAGACUCCCAUUAUUCUAAGAUUGUUGAUUGAUUUUUGGGACUCUCCUUGUAAAAUAGAAUUAAAUAACUAACUCCCAUCACUCUAACUUUUGAAUUAUGAACUCGUUAAAAAUUGAAAUUAAGACAAGCAAUUUCUUUUUAGCUGCCUCCUGAAUAGCUCAUACCAUUCUUUUUUUAAAAUUGCAUCUUUGUUUUUAUUGUUGCAGGAAUACUUUUUUCUAAAUUAUAAGUUAACCAACUUCCUUGUCCAUCAUAUCUAUCUUAAGAAAAAAAAUUUUGAAUAGGUUGCUCUUGAAAAUGACAUACCUUCUUGGCAGUCAAUCUCCAUUCAUUACAUUCUUUGCAUGAUGUGUAUCAGAAAUAUCAGCUGAUAUGGAAGGGGACCAGGAUGAGGGAUAUAUUGUACAUUUUGGGUUCAUGUAUGGAACUUUUUUUUAAUUAAUUAAAAAAAAGUUGUAUGAGUGGACAAAACAUGUAUACAGUAUCUGUAAACUGUCUUGUCUGGAUUAUUUCUUUCACUGUUGAGCCACAUACUUUUGAAGAAUAUAUUUUAUCACUGCCUUAGUACAUGGCCAUCUUUUACAGGGAUACACAAUUUUUACUUUUUGUAUGAGCUACUUUCAUUUGAAAGCUGACACUCAUAAACUUAGAGGAGGCUUUUCUGAAACCAAAUGCUGACAUAGGUGAAUAUACUACCUUACUACAUAACAAUUGGAUGUCAGUUUGAUUUGGAAAUCUUUCCCUUUUGCAAAUGAAAUAGUGGUGCAGAGCUUAACUCCACUUGAUGUUAGUAGAUAUUGCCUUGUGUACUCCAUUCUCAACGGUAAUCUAGUUUGUAAAAUAAAGUGUGAUGCAUGUAAAUAAAGCAUAAUGGAUCUCUAUGCUGAAA
Molecule: messenger RNA, 10255 nt
Organism: Crotalus tigris (Tiger rattlesnake)
Lineage: Eukaryota; Metazoa; Chordata; Lepidosauria; Squamata; Viperidae
Gene: FOXO3
Product: forkhead box O3
Exons: 3
Coding region: 1695-3665 (656 amino acids)
Biological process (GO): regulation of transcription by RNA polymerase II
Cellular component (GO): nucleus; mitochondrial matrix
Molecular function (GO): DNA-binding transcription factor activity, RNA polymerase II-specific; RNA polymerase II cis-regulatory region sequence-specific DNA binding
Source: RefSeq, a predicted model, not a curated record